Messenger RNA from Aphanomyces astaci, 1857 nucleotides. RefSeq lists its product as hypothetical. The record is from RefSeq and is a predicted model, not a curated record. The coding region runs from base 335 to 1759 and encodes 474 amino acids. Lineage: Eukaryota; Oomycota; Saprolegniomycetes; Saprolegniales; Verrucalvaceae. The transcript has 4 exons.
GCCGCAACGACGACAAUGACGACCCCUGGAUCUCGGCAGACCGUGAACGAGCGCAUCGACAGCAUCUUGGACGACUUUUGCCGGGCGUCAAUCGAGAAUCCCGACGGCGGCGCCGACAACGAUGAGAAGAUGGAGGAAACGAAGCGACUAUCGCAGCUGUACCACGUCGCCCUGGACGACCGGUUUCUUAAGUCGCGCGUGCAGUUGCUACCGUCGCCCGUGUCUCGGGGGCGGCAAUCUGCCAUCUCCCGCCAGAAGUACAGCCGCGAACGCGCGGCGCUCCCGCCCACCGCCAUCGCCCUUGCAGUGACCCCCCCUUCAACAAUCCACCAAAAUGGGGGCACCGACGCCCCCGUGUAUUCGCCCAUCAGGGCGUCGCAAAGCACGUCCAAGCUGGAUCAACUGCAGAAACAACCGUGGUAUAUGGGCCACAACAAUGUGGCCACGGGGCCAGCAUGUACUCUGCAAGCGAAGACCAAACGGUGCGAUUCCUAUGAUUUCGUUGUGUUGGUUGUUGAAGAGGAGGCCAAUGAAGUGCGGCCGACUUGUGUGGCCUGACGGGUGUAGGUAUGGAGCUCGGGGCGCAGUGCAGCUGACGGCGGCCGCCACUGUGGCCGGCACCGUGCCAGCGCUACACCGUACGAAGCUGCACCCAACGACGUCGUUGGGUGCAGGAUUACAAGACCUGGCGAGGUUUCAACACCCAGAUACGUGGAGUCCGACGUUAAACGGGAGUCCCACGAUGUGGUCGGAAGAGGCUGCGUUUGUGUAUGGCGCGCCGCUGGCGUUUCACAACACGCGGCAGCCACACUUGCAAUCGACAUCGAAAACAAAGGUGCCAUUGCGACCAGCCGACGACCACGCUUUGCACGUGAAUGCGAAAACUAGGGCCGAGCUGCGGCAGCUCCACGCGUCGUUGCUGCAAGAGCAAGCCGUGGAGCGAACCAAGUGCGCCGCGAGCCGCGAAAUCCUCGACGACGUGAUGGAGGAGCAGCAGCAACGCAUCAAGCUCAGCCAACACCAUGCCAAAGUGCCAGCAAAAGCCAUGAAGGACUGGACGUUGGUUCCAACUACGGGGCCCCCUCGAGUGGCGGCGAUUUCCACGAAGUUAAUGCAGUGCAAGUACGAAUUGCGGUGGAAAACGAUGUUCUUGCUAGUCGACGCUAUGCGACGAAGUGUGUUUAACCGCCCGCUGCUGCAAGAAUUAGCCCUUCUCUUGGAAAGAAUAGCCGACCACGGCACAAGACACCAGCGGUCAAAUCCAUAUGAACUGACGCGGGAUCAAUGCCGAGACUUGUUUGCAAAGGAGUAUCCAGCCUUCGGAGUCGCAAACUUCAAUCUCAUGUACUCGUCGUUCGACCCGACUCACACGGACCACCUGGACAUGCGCGACGUGAUAUCCACGCUCAAGGCACUGCGCAUGUCCAACGCCAACACUCGCGCCAGCAGCAUGAAGGACGUCGUGAUGGAGCUGAUCGGCAUGUAUGCCAACGCCUCUGCCGUGUAUGUGUACCACGUCCAGCGCGUGCUUUGCUCGUUUUGUGGCUCCACGGACGACGAAGACGCGCUCGUUGCUCGCAUCACCGCCUUGUUUCACAUGUACCGGCCCUUUCGGAACCUGCAUGGACGAGUGAACAUGGACGACGUGGACACGUUCUUGGGUGACCAGUCGGCACUCGUGGAUGUGUUUACAGAAAACUUGAUCGCGCGGCGGCGGCAGGUCAACUCGCAAUCCCUGCAUGACGAUCGAAGGUCGUGAAAUCGCGCAAAAUAGUUACUAUUGUAAAUUCUGUAUAAACUUCCAAAAUUUGAACUCCAGGUACAGCCGUUUUGGAUGUUCAAGAUGUUCAAGGCCAA